Molecule: messenger RNA, 4659 nt
Organism: Ictalurus punctatus (channel catfish)
Lineage: Eukaryota; Metazoa; Chordata; Actinopteri; Siluriformes; Ictaluridae
Product: matrix remodeling-associated protein 8
Exons: 7
Coding region: 2598-3389 (263 amino acids)
Source: RefSeq, a predicted model, not a curated record
UUCAGUUUUUCAAUGGACAUAUUUAAUGUAGUUGUUAAUAUUUAACUAUUUUCACCAAAUUAGUAAUAUUCUAUAAUUGGUGUACCUCACUUGUCACCUUUAAUAUUAGCUUUAACCAACUGUUUAACAGUUUUAGACAGGGCUAUCGAUUUAAUUUAAAAUAGCAUAUUAAAACAGUCAACAUUUCUAUAUUGAUAUAAACAAAUAUUUUACUGAACUAUUCAUAGCCUAUAUAAUUAGUUAUGUAUUUUCUUUUUCUAAAGUUCCUGCAAUACAUUACACAUGUGAUGUUCAAACUAUUUACCCUAGUUAGUUCUUCUCCAAAUUAGAGAUCUAAACUAUUUCCAGACUGUAAUAGGUGUAUAAAAUGACUCAUUUUGGAAGAGGAGUAUUAUUUCAUCAGGAAUCGCAUGUCCACUUGUUUAAAGGCCAAGUCAUCAUAAUGACUACAAAUUUCUGCAGAAAUACUUCUUGAGGUCAGAUCUUGAAUGGUUUGUGAGUUUUUAUUUCCUGUGCCAUUUCAAAAUGAAAAACAAAGUGAACACUAGACCUCGUCCCGAAGCCCUGACAAGCUAUGUGGGUGAAAGAAUACACAAGUAUUAUGUGGUUUGACUUUAAAGAACCUGACAUAUGUUCAUAGGAAAAAGUCCUGUUUGAGUUUCACACCUUUGCAGAUGAGACAUGAUUUCAGUCUUCAGAAACUUGCAUCACACAGACACAAUGCUGCGGCCCGUCCUCUUUGGAUUUAUAGGGAUCAUCGUUUUGUCCCCGAGGCCGUCGUUAGGCGUGAAGACUCUGGAGGUCCGUCUCGGCACGGCGGUGACCCUGCAGUGUGAUUUAUCACAUCUUUAUGAGAUUAACUGGCUGAGGAUAAGCACGGAAAUGAAACCUGAGCUUCUGAUGGUUCUGGGGCUGAACAAUGAUGGACAGUUAUCAAUCACCUGGAGUUCCAAUAGCUCCAGUUUCCAUGGUUUUAUCCAAAAUCGGUUAUUCCAGCUGAGAAUUGAACGAGUGUCCGAUGCAGACCUCGUCACGUACUUCUGCGCAGCGGUAAAUGAGAAUCGGAUCGAGUUUGGUGAAGGAUUGCGGUUAGACGCCGUCUUGGAUGUGCAGCAGCCUCCAGAUCAGAAUCUCACACACUGCCAAGGCUCAGACACCAAACCCGAAGACUCGGGAGGACAUUUUCGCACCCACAUGAUAAUCUCAGGAGUGUUGAACUGCGGCGUUCUCCUCAUGGUCAUCACCAUCAUCGCUGUCCACAUUAUGACCAGUGAAAGAAAGCAGUGCUAGAUUGUACUAGUGGUUAAAAAAAAUCCAUUUGGUUUACUGAGCAGAUGUUUCAGACAAGCUUUCUGUUAUUAACACCAUCAUUUAACUGGUUUGAAUUGUGUUUAUCGUAUUACAGUUGGAUCAAUGGCUUCUCAUUUUAGCAUCUGUGUAUUGCUGAUGUUCUGCUGGCUUUUCUUCCUAAGUAAAGAGAAUAAUAGACCAUGUUGGUGAUUAACAGAACCGAGUGCAAGGAUGUAGACAAACUAAAGCAAUUGUUUAAUGUUUUCUUUUCAAUCAAUGUAUUUAAUUUGUUUGUUAAUAUAAUAUAUUUUACCUUUCAUGUUGGUUACCACUGUUUUAUACAGGAUUACCGUACUUUGUUUAAAUUUUUUUUCCUGCAUCCCUGUUGGAUCGCUGUGGCUUCUCUCUUCAGCUUGGUGUUUUUGUUCCUUGGUUAGAUUUUAAUAUUAAAAUAAGGCGAUUUAAACAAAUGCUAAAAUAUAAAGUGUUCAGUGGUGUCCAGAUUCAUUUCAGUGAUUCUUUUGAUAAAAUGAACAGAAGCCUUUGCUUCUCGAACCAAAUGGAACUUCCUCUCGUCCUGCUAGAGACGACCAGCGAGGGCAAUCGGAAACAGUUCUACUAUUAAUGUUACUCUAUACGGCUCUGGAAUUGGACUUUGUAAGCAGACGCGGUUUGGUCUGUGGAUUAUGUGCUUGGUAGUAAAAAAUAAAAAAGAGAAUAUAAGACACUAGUUAGUUGGAUGAAAGCUUCAUUUAGAAGUUCUGUGUACUUUAUGGAGAGUUUUAAUUACUAUAUGACUUUCAGAUAUCCUGCUAAUCAUCCAAAUAGUGGUAGUGGAAGUGUAGUGAUGUGUUCCUCACCAUGGAGCUAAAUCUGAGGUUCUUCAGACAUCCAUAUACAGUAUAAACCAGUGGUCACCAACCUUCUUCGAUGAGAUCUAUCUUCCUGCAGGUUUAAUCUCCAAUCAAAAGCUAACACCUGUUUUAGCUGAUCAAGAACUUCUUAAGGCACUGAUUAGAUGUUCAGGUGGGCACCAUUAUGGUUGGAGCUAAAGUCUUCAGGAAAGUAGAUCUCCAGGAACAGGGUUGGUGACCACUGCUAUAAGCCAUGUUAGAUCCUUCACCCUGAUGUUUUUGUGAAGCUUCAACAGAUUCCAGCAGAUGGCAGUAGGGAUGAAGAAGAAGAAGAGGAAGAAGAAGAAAACGAAGAAAGCGGUUCUCUAAAAAGAAAAAAAGAAACUACAAAAAAAAAGGGAAAUAAGUUUUAAAGACUUUUUUUUUUCGCCAGUGGAUAUUUGAUUAAACAGGAUGCAGCUCAUGAGCAGGAUGUUUUUGCUGUAUCUUCUUGGUCUGCUCACCUUCCUGUCCGUGACCUCAGCCCUGAUUGUGAUACUCGGACACAAGGCCAACAUUCCUUGUAAUCGAAGCUGUUCUACAGUUAAAUGGUUUAGAAAGGAUAUCCUGGUUUGUAGUUUUGCUGAAGGAAAGUUCACCGUUUCUCCCGAGUUUAAAGGCAGGAUCGAGUUCUCUGAAGUGAACCUGAGACAGGGAGACGCCUCCCUCACUAUAACCAACGUUGAGUACAAUGACAGAAGCUGGUACGUGUGCUCCUGUGACGACGAGAAGGGCUGUGACCAGUACCUGGAAGUGCUAGUUCCGACUCCAUUAACCGUCCUGGUUGGUGAUAAGGCUAAGCUGAACUGCUACGCCGAAACAGACAAACUCACAGCUGAAUCUAAAGCCGUUGUCCGAUGGGAAAAAGAUGACAAGCUCGUGGUGAAGCUAGAACACGGAGAGAUGGUGUUUGGUGCAGGAUUUGAGGAUCGAGUUUCUGUCUCCAAAGAGGAUUAUAACAGAGGAGACCUCUCGCUCACCAUCCACAACGUCAGGCCCUUCGACGCGGGCUUGUACAGAUGCUCUUGUCCGAAUGAAAAAUCCAAAAAUCCUAAGCUCAUCGAGCUCACCGUUAAAGAUUCCCCACUAGACUGGAUUCCAGCAGUUUGUAUCUCAGUGGUGUGCGUGUUCAUCGGAGUUGCGGCAGUUGUACUGUGGGCUUAUCGGCGAACACUCUGCACAGCACUACACAGUGCCAGCGACUAAAGGGAGAUGGAACUUAUUUGCUGCUAUUAAUGUAUAUACACAUUAUGUUUACCUUCUCUAGCUUCUUUCAGCUAAAGCAAACUUUACACUUACCUCACUGACAGUAUUUUAAGCUUUAUUAAUUACUGGAUUAGCUACAAAGUGGUUAAGGCUCUGGGUUAUGGAUCAGAAGGUUGGGGUUCAAACCCCAGCACCAGCAAGCUGCCUCUGCUGGGCCUUUGAGCAAGGCCUUUAACCAUCUCUGCUCCAGUGGUGCUGACCUCUGACCUCAACCUCCUAACAAACUGAGAAACGUGAAGUGUGUUUCAGUGAGGUGCACUAACAGUUACUGCGCACGUCUGUUCCUAAAGCAUGUCCGGUGGCGACAUUUUUAAACAUACAGCUGUUUAACACAAUAAUUACUCACUUGAAAUUUCUGAGUUUGUCAAACAGUGAACAAAUAUACGUAGAUAUGCAAAAAUCAGCAAUACAUGAUCGACCGUCACUGCCAGAUAAUAUGAGUUAUUAUAAUAUGAAACUCUGCAGUCUGAGGAAAAGACUCCUCCUGUACACUUUUAGUCUCCGGCGUUACUGUGGAAUUGUAUUGUAGUUCGGCUGUGCUUUGUCUGCUGGAAAAUCGGUACCCUGUCGUUUCCCCGAACGCUAGUUUGCUCCUGACCUCAGAGAAAUCCAACUCAACAAUGGUACUAAUCGUCAUUUUGUCAUUAAAUCAAGCCACUAGUCAUGGAAAAUGAGUACGGUUCCUCGCUAGUGUUUGUCAACCGAAUAUAUUCUAGGAACAGCGAUGUCACUUCCUGCUCUUGUGAAUACUAAUAUGAAAUGAUCUACAAUCUGAUACAUCUCAUAUCCAUUAGCUCAAAGCCUUAACCACUGAUCCACAUCCAUUACUUAAUUAUAAGGCCAGGUGGUUUUUUUACACAACUGUCCUUUUGAAUGCACUUUCAAGUUACUUAAAUUUGUUUUUAUUACGUUUAAUCACAAAGCAGAAAUUUAAUAUAAAAAUUGUAGGAAUAAGAAAAACCACUGCAGCCCGAGCCAGUGUUAAAACCCGGAAGUUGAUUGUUUUCCUAUAACAGCACACGCUGAUGAAUUUGAGUUCUCUUACAGCACAGUAAUGUCCCAAGAAAUGCAAUUGAUAAUUUAUUAAAUAUCACUACAGAUGUUUUUACAUUUAUAGUUACAUUUUAUGGAAUAUAGUUUUUACAUUUAUAGUUACAUGUUGUGGAAUAUCAGCAAAACAAAUUAGCUCAUAAGACAAAAAAAGGGGGGG